GCGGUUUAUUGAGAUAUGACCAUCAAUUAUUGCUGUGAAAUAUUGAAUAUUUGCAUGAAAAUCAUAUAAAGGAUCAUUUAAUAGUCUUUGGUCUAUUUUGCAGAAAUGUGCGCAAAGGCACUAUAAAUCUUCAAGAUCCAGACUAAGUGGCUAAGAGAACAAAGAAGAGGAGGAAGAAUGGACCCGCCGUGAAGAAAAGAUGUAACGAGAGGGGCCAAGCUAAAGUUGGAGGGAUCUUCUUGUGAAGAAAGAAGAGAAGUAAGUGGGCUAAAUCACAAAGUGUAGAUGAGAGGAGGGGAACAAAAUCCCUAGGCGCUGGAGGGAUCCAAUGGAGCCUGGCACACAUCUCUCUCCCUCACCCCUCCUUCUCCACCUCCGGGCGCCGCCGCGGCCAGGCCGGCGUGGCGGCGUGCCAUCAGCACCACCGCGUCACCAGCACCACCCAUACAUCACCAUCCAUUUGCGCCUCCCUGCUGAAACCCUCCUCUGCUCGAAACUGCUGCUGCUCCGCUGCGUCUCUUCUUCUCUUCCCUUACCUCUGCUGCUGCUCUUGCUUCUUCUUCUUCCCCACGAACCUCCUGCUUCUUCCUCAACAUGACCUGCUGCUGCUUCUUCUUGCGCCCCUUGUUGCUCCUUCUCCUCUGAAUCCCCUGCUGAACUACUGCCACCUCAUCUCUGCUUCUUUCUUCUCCGUGCAUCUCGCUGCUCCUCUCCUUUUACUGAACCUGCUGCUGCUCUUCACCUUCCCUUGCCCCAACCUGCUGCUACUUCAUCUCUCAACCUCCUGCUGGUGCUUCUCCUCACGUCCCUGCUGCUGCUCCAUUCCCAAUCUUGCUGUUGUUCUCUCUCUCUCUCUCUCUCUCUCUCUCUCUCUCUCUCUCUCUCUCUCAAAUUUCUGUGACCUUCAGAAGUGUAAUAAUCAGUACUAUGUAAUGUUCAGAUUUGAUAAGUGUAAUAUCCUACUGUUUGGUUCAGUUUCGAAGUUUAAUAUAAAUGCUUGAUUAGUAUGUCCUUUGUCCUGACUAGUUGAUACCUUGUCACUUUGAUAAAUAUUUGACCUGUCAUACUUUGUUUAGUGAAACAGUAUUCUUCAUAUGUGUGUGGUGUCCUGUGAUAUAUAUACAUAUGUGUGUGUUUGUAAUGUGAGUUAUAUCAAGUCUGUCCUAUAUCCAUGAUUCUUCUCUCUGUACAUGUUAGAUAAACCUAUGUGUUCUAGUCUUGUUGAUUCUCUUGUGUGAUGAUGUUCGCCUGUGUUAGUGUUCUAAGUUCUCAAGCAUAUAGAGAAUACCAAAAAUAUUGUUGAAGAUAAUCUGAACCUUUCUGUACUUUUUUUUGCAUUUUCUUUGUCGAUGAUCUUUGGGAACGACCUUGUUAGUUUAGGUUUUAUUUUCUGCAUUCAUCUCUUAAAAUUGUGUUACCUAGAUUUAGCCGAGCAUAGUCGUCGUCGCCUAGUCCCUGUGGAGAACACGACAUCCGUAGUUUGGGGCGUAAAAACCCUACUAUACUUACUUUCGAUCAUUUUGGCGCCGUUGCCGGGGACUAGGGUCGAGUGACCGUGUUAGGCUAUAGACUAGGUUUAUUUUAGUUCCGUGUUUAAUUCGUCGUGUAUUUCAUUUUCUGCGUUUCUUUUAUAUUUUUUCCUUGUUGUUGCUUCGGCUUAUUAGGAUACUAACAUUCUGACUAGUAUUUACUGUUUAUGAGUGUGCGUAGGAAAUCUGAACUAUUUACAGGUUGAUUGAUAGUUACACUUGGCGGAGAUAUGGCGAUGCUUCGUGAUGUUUGGAUGCCAAGCAGCCAAUGCUAUUUCACAGGGCCACUUUGGCCGUCUUUUGAGGCAGAAAAUUUUGAGCUAAAGCCUGGUCUUAUUGCUUUGGUUCAACAACAUCAGUUUGGAGGGUUGCCUAAUGAAGAUCCUUACGAGCACUUGCUCCGAGUCAUGUAGUAUUCAGAUACAGUAAAGUACCAUGGAGUUCCUCAAGAAGCUAUCAAGUGCAUGCCGUUCACAUUCUCUCUCUGAGAUGGUGCUCGUGCUUGGUAUCGAUCCUUGCCAUCAAGAUCAUUCGGUUGGAAUGAGAUAUUAUGAGCUUUCUUGGAUAAAUAUUUCCCACUACACAAGCAGUUCGCAAUUCGAGAUGAGAUCUUCAAUUUCGUUCAGCGUGAAGGCGAGAGCUUGAAUGAUGCUUGGGAGAGAUACAGAGAUUUAUUCAGGAGAUGUCCUAAUCAUGGGCUCCAGAGAUGGUUAGAGUUGCAGAUAUUCUAUAGAGGAUUGACUUCGGACACUCGAGCUUAUGUCGAUAUGGCAGCGGGUGGAGCUAUUACAAACAAGACACUUGAUGAAGCUUUUCUGCUGAUUGAGAGCAUAGCUUUCCACCAACUUCAGUGGUACAAUAAGAAGCCCACGUCUGAUUCAUUGGUUUGCUUGCAACAAAUCACUACACCUCAGCCACCAAUUCUUACACAGAAGCCUGAACCUCUAUCUCAGUGUGACAAGAUUGAGCUUGCAUGGAUUAUCUUUGACGAUGAUGACACCAUUCUAGUCGACACACAUGCUACAGAUCAUAUGGAUACUAGUGUUGGAGACUCGGUUUUGCAUUGUGAUGAUUCUUCCAUUGAUGAGCCAGAGCUGCAGUUAGUUGUUUUUGAUAUUGAGGAGUCACCUUUAGUUGAUAUUGAUCAUGUGCUGCUAGAGCCAGAUAUGGAGAAGUUCACCUUCGAUGAUGUUAGCCGUAUUGCUUCCUCAACACUUGAGCCUGAGAUGGAGAGCUUCAUGGUUGAGUAUGGUGAGGUGGAUUCAGAUGUCAAGGAGCCAAGCUCUACUAUUUCACUUGUUGACAUGAGUCCGGUGGAAAUUUCUACUACCACACCUCACUUGGUAUCUUCAAUUGAGGUAGUCCUGAAGCUUCUUCCCAAGUAUCUCAGGUUUAUGCUUGUGCACCAUUGGUUGCGGGCUGACCAAGUUCGAGAUGACAUCCCAUGGGAUCCUGGUGGAUUCACGCCACGAAGAAGAGUGAAGUUGGAGCAUCCAUGAGGAAGCAAAGGAGAAGAGGAGUAGCUUAGAGAUGAUCGAGCGAGUGCUACACCAUCAAAGCCCGGUGAGCUGUUUCAUGACCCCAAUCUGAAUAUAUCAUCCGUUGAUAAUGCUGAAAUCAUUCGAUAUUUGAGUUGCUUGAGCCAUUUCUUAAAUGAUGUCCCACUGAAUUUUAUUUGACAUAUUGUGCUUGAUGUGAACAUGAGAACUGAUUGUUGAAUGCCUUGUAAACUAGUGACCUACAUAUUGCUUGCUUUGCUGAAAUUAGUGGAAGUUAUUAGUUUUGAGUGCUCAAAGCCCUAGUACACUAGAAAACUUCCAUCAUUUUCUGCAUUUACAUUGAUACACCUAGAUCACCAUGUUUAGAUGCUGAUUUUGUGCCAAAUGUGUUCCCAUUUAGAGCAAUCACUUACCACUAUGGAUUAGCAUGCUAUGUUCUCUGGAUUGGUAGCAUGUGAACUAGACAUGGAUGAGUGAUGAUUCUUGUUUUUGUUCAUUUGAAAAAUAAAAAUAAAAGUAUAUCUUAUAAUGAAUAAAUAAUUCUGACUACCUACAGUAGCAUGUCAUGUUCCCUGGAUCGGUGGCAUGUGAAAUCGGGUUAGCUCGGGCAGUAAUUACUAAUAAAAUUGUAAUUGUCGAACCAGGUGUAUACCAUGUUCUCUGGAUCGGUGGUAUGUUCCUUUGGGGAGACAAACAAAAAAACUAACUAAUAAUUGGUCGAGCCAGGUGUAUAUCAUGUUCUCGGGAUCGGUGGUAUUUUCCUUUGGUGAGAUCGAAAAAACAUUAUCAUUACUUUCUUCAAAUACAAUAAGUGCUUUCAACUGCAAUUUUUUGUUCCUGGUAAUAAGUGAUCUGAUCACAAGUUUAACUUCUUUUUGUUUUUGGGAUCAUGCUCUCUUUAGGAACCUUUUGGCACAAUCAACAUUUGAACUUGCUAAUCUUCUUUUAUCAUUGUAAAAGUUUAAAAUGGUCAAGUCUACUAAUAUCCUACUGCUUUGUAGCACUCUAACCAUUAAUUUCCAUUAACUAAGUUUGAAGCAUGCAUUGUUUAGAGAUCUACUUCACUUGGCAUUCUCUAGUCAGCUCACUAUUCACUAUCCUGCUCUUGUCACUAUUCGCCUGUGUUAGUGUUCUAAUUUCUCAAGCAUAUAGAAAAUACCAAAAAGAUUGUUGAAGAUAAUCUGAACCUUUCUGUACUUUUUUUUGCAUUUUCUUUGUCGACGAUCUUUGGGAACGACCUUGUUAGUUUAGGUUUUAUUUUCUGCAUUCAUCUCUUAAAAUUGUGUUACCUAGAUUUAGCCGAGCAUAGUCGUCGUCGCCUAGUCCCUGUGGAGAACACGACAUUCGUAGUUUGGGGCAUAAAAUCCCUACUAUACUUACUUUC
Triticum dicoccoides is the source of this 4412-nucleotide messenger RNA. RefSeq lists its product as uncharacterized. The record is from RefSeq and is a predicted model, not a curated record. The transcript has 2 exons. NCBI's taxonomy places the organism in Eukaryota, Viridiplantae, Streptophyta, Magnoliopsida, Poales, Poaceae. Bases 2297 to 3028 code for a protein of 243 amino acids.